AUGAUCGCAUUCGCCAUGGGCCCCCUCUCGAGCCGCCUUCAAACCCUCUGCCUAGCCAACGCCACCGCCGCCAUUUCCCGCCUCUCUCUCCGUGUCGUUUGGCUAAAAGACGAGGGGACGAUCUACGUGCCGCCCAGUGAGAUUCUUUUGGGCGGCGGAGGGGGAGCGAGCGGGGGAAGCGCAGGGGGAGGGAGCGCGCGGUCAAGGGGGAAAAUCUUUUGGGGAAGGAGAGAGCCGAAAAGAGGGGCGGGGGGGGAAGUGACUAUGGCGGGGGAGAGAGGGGGAGGCGGGGCGAACGCGGGCGGACGGGGGGGCGGGCCGGUGGUGAUUGAUACGGGGGGAACGCUGUCGCCCGUUACAGCCACUAGAGCGUUUCUCGCGCACCCGUUCGUGCCCAAGACGUGCGGGCAGAGUAGUGCCGCGCUGGACCCCUCUGAAGCGGAGCGCCUGUGUCCCGCCCUCCUUCACCCCCACCCCUUCCCCUUCACCUUCUCCCCUCCCCCCUCUCCUGGCCACACCCGAUGCGGUUUCGGCAGUGCGGGCGCAGCAGUGCAGCUCUCGACCCCUCUGAAGCGGAGCGCCUGUCACUGGACCUGGGUGUCCCCCCUCAUCCCUCUCCCCUCCGCGCUAACCCCCUGCAUGCACGCUCCCCCCCCUCCCGCCUUCCCCGAAUCGCCAGAUGCGAUGCGGUUUGGGCAGUGCGGGCGCAGCAUCGCAGCGCUGGACCCCUCUGAAGCGGUGCGUCCCUCCCUCGCCCUCCCUUCCCUCCCCCUCCCUUCCCUCUCCCUCCCUUCCCUCCCCUCCUCUCCCAAUCACCAGAUGCGGUUUGGGCAGUGCGGGCGCAGCAGCGCAGUGCUCGACCCCUCUGAAGCGGAACGGCUGUCUCUGGACGUGUGGGUGUCCGUGAGAGCUCUCAACCGCACCAACUUCGUGAGUGCUGCUUGGGGUACAGGGGAGAAGGUGGUGGGGUGUUUGGUGUUGGAGGAGUUUCACCGCUGCUACGCUCGCCUGCAGCCUUUCCUUCCCUCCAUGCCUCCCGUUCCCCCCCUUUAUGCUGCUCCACUCACUUCCUCUCUCCCCCAACAACAGGAGAAGGUGGUGGGGUGUUUGGUAUUGGAGGAGUUCCACCGCUGCUACGCUCGCCUGCAGCCUUUCCUUCCCGUCAUGCCUCCCAUGUGCCCCCCCUUGUGCUUCUUCAAUCACUUCCUCUCUCCCCAACAACAGGAGAAGGUGGUGGGGUGUUCGGUGUUGGAGGAGUUUCACCGCUGCUACGCUCGCCUGCAUCCGCUCUCCCUUCGUGCCUCAUUUGCACUUCCUUUGUACGAGCUUUUUUGGCUUCCCCCAACAACAGGAGAAGGUGGUGGGGUGUCUGGUGCUGGAGGAGUUUCACCGCUGCUACGCUCGCCUGCAGCCCUCGGAGGCGAACGGGAGAAGGAGGCGAUGGGUGUGGUGGAAGAGGCGAGGAGAGUGGAUGCUGGGGCCGUGGAGAGAGCAAGGAGAGUGCUGAUCGCGUGUCAACAGCAUGAGUUCGCCGAAUUACUCCUUCUCGCCAACACACGCGCCAUGCUGCACAUGCGGCCAUCGCCAGCAGCAGACUUCAUCCGCGCCCGUGCUCUCGCCCGCAACCCCUCCUUCCGCAUGCUGCCUCCUGUGUGCCACGUCCCCCCCAUCUCACCCAUCCCUCGUCAACUCUUCGCCAAGUUCUUUGUGGUUGAACCAUCACUCAAUCUAGCCUACUGCGGCCUGCCUAAAGUGGCCUGCACGAGUUGGCGCAUGUGGUUACGAGCCAUGCUGCACCUGCCCAAGCCGGAGGACCAUUUCCUCGCACACAGCUACGAGGGCAGCGGGCUGGGGGACCUCUCCCAGAAGUUCACCGAGAAGGAGGCGACCGUUUUCACAUCACUCAAUCUAGCCUACUGCGGCCUGCCUAAAGUGGCCUGCACGAGUUGGCGCAUGUGGUUACGAGCCAUGCUGCACCUGCCCAAGCCGGAGGACCAUUUCCUCGCACACAGCUACGAGGGCAGCGGGCUGGGGGACCUCUCCCAGAAGUUCACCGAGAAGGAGGCGACCGUUUUCACAUCACUCAAUCUAGCCUACUGCGGCCUGCCUAAAGUGGCCUGCACGAGUUGGCGCAUGUGGUUACGAGCCAUGCUGCACCUGCCCAAGCCGGAGGACCAUUUCCUCGCACACAGCUACGAGGGCAGCGGGCUGGGGGACCUCUCCCAGAAGUUCACCGAGAAGGAGGCGACCGUUUUCACAUCACUCAAUCUAGCCUACUGCGGCCUGCCUAAAGUGGCCUGCACGAGUUGGCGCAUGUGGUUACGAGCCAUGCUGCACCUGCCCAAGCCGGAGGACCAUUUCCUCGCACACAGCUACGAGGGCAGCGGGCUGGGGGACCUCUCCCAGAAGUUCACCGAGAAGGAGGCGACCGUUUUCACAUCACUCAAUCUAGCCUACUGCGGCCUGCCUAAAGUGGCCUGCACGAGUUGGCGCAUGUGGUUACGAGCCAUGCUGCACCUGCCCAAGCCGGAGGACCAUUUCCUCGCACACAGCUACGAGGGCAGCGGGCUGGGGGACCUCUCCCAGAAGUUCACCGAGAAGGAGGCGACCGUUUUCACAUCACUCAAUCUAGCCUACUGCGGCCUGCCUAAAGUGGCCUGCACGAGUUGGCGCAUGUGGUUACGAGCCAUGCUGCACCUGCCCAAGCCGGAGGACCAUUUCCUCGCACACAGCUACGAGGGCAGCGAGCUGGGGGACCUCUCCCAGAAGUUCACCGAGAAGGAGGCGACCGUUUUCACAUCACUCAAUCUAGCCUACUGCGGCCUGCCUAAAGUGGCCUGCACGAGUUGGCGCAUGUGGUUACGAGCCAUGCUGCACCUGCCCAAGCCGGAGGACCAUUUCCUCGCACACAGCUACGAGGGCAGCGGGCUGGGGGACCUCUCCCAGAAGUUCACCGAGAAGGAGGCGACCGUUUUCACAUCACUCAAUCUAGCCUACUGCGGCCUGCCUAAAGUGGCCUGCACGAGUUGGCGCAUGUGGUUACGAGCCAUGCUGCACCUGCCCAAGCCGGAGGACCAUUUCCUCGCACACAGCUACGAGGGCAGCGGGCUGGGGGACCUCUCCCAGAAGUUCACCGAGAAGGAGGCGACCGUUUUCACAUCACUCAAUCUAGCCUACUGCGGCCUGCCUAAAGUGGCCUGCACGAGUUGGCGCAUGUGGUUACGAGCCAUGCUGCACCUGCCCAAGCCGGAGGACCAUUUCCUCGCACACAGCUACGAGGGCAGCGGGCUGGGGGACCUCUCCCAGAAGUUCACCGAGAAGGAGGCGACCGUUUUCACAUCACUCAAUCUAGCCUACUGCGGCCUGCCUAAAGUGGCCUGCACGAGUUGGCGCAUGUGGUUACGAGCCAUGCUGCACCUGCCCAAGCCGGAGGACCAUUUCCUCGCACACAGCUACGAGGGCAGCGGGCUGGGGGACCUCUCCCAGAAGUUCACCGAGAAGGAGGCGACCGUUUUCACAUCACUCAAUCUAGCCUACUGCGGCCUGCCUAAAGUGGCCUGCACGAGUUGGCGCAUGUGGUUACGAGCCAUGCUGCACCUGCCCAAGCCGGAGGACCAUUUCCUCGCACACAGCUACGAGGGCAGCGGGCUGGGGGACCUCUCCCAGAAGUUCACCGAGAAGGAGGCGACCGUUUUCACAUCACUCAAUCUAGCCUACUGCGGCCUGCCUAAAGUGGCCUGCACGAGUUGGCGCAUGUGGUUACGAGCCAUGCUGCACCUGCCCAAGCCGGAGGACCAUUUCCUCGCACACAGCUACGAGGGCAGCGGGCUGGGGGACCUCUCCCAGAAGUUCACCGAGAAGGAGGCGACCGUUUUCACAUCACUCAAUCUAGCCUACUGCGGCCUGCCUAAAGUGGCCUGCACGAGUUGGCGCAUGUGGUUACGAGCCAUGCUGCACCUGCCCAAGCCGGAGGACCAUUUCCUCGCACACAGCUACGAGGGCAGCGGGCUGGGGGACCUCUCCCAGAAGUUCACCGAGAAGGAGGCGACCGUUUUCACAUCACUCAAUCUAGCCUACUGCGGCCUGCCUAAAGUGGCCUGCACGAGUUGGCGCAUGUGGUUACGAGCCAUGCUGCACCUGCCCAAGCCGGAGGACCAUUUCCUCGCACACAGCUACGAGGGCAGCGGGCUGGGGGACCUCUCCCAGAAGUUCACCGAGAAGGAGGCGACCGUUUUCACAUCACUCAAUCUAGCCUACUGCGGCCUGCCUAAAGUGGCCUGCACGAGUUGGCGCAUGUGGUUACGAGCCAUGCUGCACCUGCCCAAGCCGGAGGACCAUUUCCUCGCACACAGCUACGAGGGCAGCGGGCUGGGGGACCUCUCCCAGAAGUUCACCGAGAAGGAGGCGACCGUUUUCACAUCACUCAAUCUAGCCUACUGCGGCCUGCCUAAAGUGGCCUGCACGAGUUGGCGCAUGUGGUUACGAGCCAUGCUGCACCUGCCCAAGCCGGAGGACCAUUUCCUCGCACACAGCUACGAGGGCAGCGGGCUGGGGGACCUCUCCCAGAAGUUCACCGAGAAGGAGGCGACCGUUUUCACAUCACUCAAUCUAGCCUACUGCGGCCUGCCUAAAGUGGCCUGCACGAGUUGGCGCAUGUGGUUACGAGCCAUGCUGCACCUGCCCAAGCCGGAGGACCAUUUCCUCGCACACAGCUACGAGGGCAGCGGGCUGGGGGACCUCUCCCAGAAGUUCACCGAGAAGGAGGCGACCGUUUUCACAUCACUCAAUCUAGCCUACUGCGGCCUGCCUAAAGUGGCCUGCACGAGUUGGCGCAUGUGGUUACGAGCCAUGCUGCACCUGCCCAAGCCGGAGGACCAUUUCCUCGCACACAGCUACGAGGGCAGCGGGCUGGGGGACCUCUCCCAGAAGUUCACCGAGAAGGAGGCGACCGUUUUCACAUCACUCAAUCUAGCCUACUGCGGCCUGCCUAAAGUGGCCUGCACGAGUUGGCGCAUGUGGUUACGAGCCAUGCUGCACCUGCCCAAGCCGGAGGACCAUUUCCUCGCACACAGCUACGAGGGCAGCGGGCUGGGGGACCUCUCCCAGAAGUUCACCGAGAAGGAGGCGACCGUUUUCACAUCACUCAAUCUAGCCUACUGCGGCCUGCCUAAAGUGGCCUGCACGAGUUGGCGCAUGUGGUUACGAGCCAUGCUGCACCUGCCCAAGCCGGAGGACCAUUUCCUCGCACACAGCUACGAGGGCAGCGGGCUGGGGGACCUCUCCCAGAAGUUCACCGAGAAGGAGGCGACCGUUUUCACAUCACUCAAUCUAGCCUACUGCGGCCUGCCUAAAGUGGCCUGCACGAGUUGGCGCAUGUGGUUACGAGCCAUGCUGCACCUGCCCAAGCCGGAGGACCAUUUCCUCGCACACAGCUACGAGGGCAGCGGGCUGGGGGACCUCUCCCAGAAGUUCACCGAGAAGGAGGCGACCGUUUUCAGUGAGAAGUGGGCGACCGUUCCGCCUCCCAUUAACCACUCUCAACCUCCUUGCACCCCCCAUCCCCACUGCCCUGCUCACUGCAGCAUCACUCAAUCUAGCCUACUGCGGCCUGCCUAA
Closterium sp. Naga37s-1 is the source of this 5616-nucleotide messenger RNA. NCBI's taxonomy places the organism in Eukaryota, Viridiplantae, Streptophyta, Zygnematophyceae, Desmidiales, Closteriaceae. The record is from the annotation of a GenBank genome assembly.